CGUGCGAUGUGGCACCUGUUUUCCGUAUUAAAGGCUAAAGCAUAAGUGUAUUUUUGUUGUUAAUCAGUUACAGUACUUUACCGUGCUCGUACAUAUAAUUUUUCAUCCAUACUUAUCUUCGUUUUAGUUCGCCGAAGACUUUUGGCAGAAUCUCUUAUAAGUUUUCAUGCCUGAUCCGGCUGAUUGCUGAAUAAUCAUUGGGAAUGGGGAGCCAUUUGCGGGACGUAUUAAUGUCCUGCUUGAUGAUCCUUGCAGGAUCCACCAUACCAUCUAUGGUCCAUGCGAGUGGUGUUUCUUCCCAAGAGCACUGCCUGAGCUUGGGUUUCCACUCCAACUCGCUUCUGUGUUCAUCUUGUGAUAAGUUAACCGAAUUCGAUUUGGAAGAAGAAUUAGGAGCACAAUGUCGGAGUUGUUGUAAAUCCGACGAAGAAGAAGAGGCUGCCGUUACGAAAUUUGCAAGCGCUGUGAUCGAAGUCUGUGGGUGAAAAUUGGGCCGCUAUCCUCAAGUGCAAGCUUUCAUAAAAGGCGAAAAGAUGCAGAGAUUCCCAACCCUGAGCGUGAAGUACGUUCGUGGUGCGGAUCCCAGUGUAAAGCUGUAUAACGAGGAUGGCACUGUGGCCCAAAAUUUAGGAAUUGAGAAGUGGAACACCGAUACCAUUGAGGAGUUUCUUGCUGACAAGCUUCUGUAAAUCUUGCUGAGCCGAUGGAUAACUGCAUUUAUGAAGGCGGUUUUGCAAACCUGAUGGGACAAAUCUGCUGGAUGCUGUGCAGUUCUUACCAGGCAUAUUUUGCAUGCGUGCGUCAUUUUUCAUCCCGACCACCUCAUCUCAGUGUCAGCUCUCUACUAUGUGCGGCACCAGGAAGAGACGUUGGACAGAAUACUUCUAGAAUAACCAGCAGCCCGUUAUACGACAAGCGAUUCCAGUGCUACUUGAUCUUUCUUUUUAAUGUCUUCACCGUUUCGUCCAAAUUUUAUUUGUUGAUACACGUUGCCAUUUUGCAGUAAUCUUUCGUUUGGUAUCGCAACAGGUUGUGAUCGCGUUUUACUGAUACCGAAAAAUGCUUACGCCUCCAGUAGCGUCGUUUGAAAAUUUUCAGAGUUCGUAUGUGUUGAUGGGGUGGCAUCAGUUCUUCCGGAAUUUUGUUCUUCAGUCAUUCAUAGAUGCAUUCGAUAAAACGUUUGGAAAAUGCAAAC
Molecule: messenger RNA, 1195 nt
Organism: Paramacrobiotus metropolitanus
Lineage: Eukaryota; Metazoa; Tardigrada; Eutardigrada; Parachela; Macrobiotidae
Product: selenoprotein F-like
Exons: 6
Cellular component (GO): endoplasmic reticulum lumen
Molecular function (GO): oxidoreductase activity
Source: RefSeq, a predicted model, not a curated record